AAUAAUAAUAGUUCGGCUACAGGUUUUUUGGGCGAUUGUUUAGCGUGAAUCUCUCUAUUUUACGCCUUCACCUCUUAAAAAUCUCCAACGAAUAUUAAAGAAUUGAAAAAGAUGAGAACAUGGUCAUAUUAAAAAGCUGACUUUGUGUUUUUAAAUUUUCAAAUUGUAAAUCUCGUUUAAUUGUUUAAUACAGAGUUUCUGUUUUUGUUGGGGUUUUGGUUUGGGAGAUGGACAAAGAAGUUUCUCAGAAACAGCACGUUCUGUGGAACACGUCUCGUUGCUUCAGAGCCUUCUUGGUUUCUCCAAUAUAUUAAUUUCUAGAUAUUCCAACAUUUAUCCAAUUUCCUUUUUUUUGUUAAUUACUUAAUAAAAUAAUAACAAUUGGUUGCCGACUCUCUUUUCAAAAACAACUUUUUCUGGGUCUUUCUCUUGGUUCUCUUCCUUCCUGGUGGGCUUUGCUGGGUCUUCUAGGUUCUGAUAUGGCAGUGGGAUUUUCAUGUUUAGGCCAUCAUGGGCUGGAUUUGUUGCCUUUUUUCAACAAGGGUUUGAUAGAAUGUUGAAUUUGGAAUCUUGAUGGGAAUGGUGGGGUUUAUUGCAAAUUUGAUUACUGGAAUUUGAAAGAUUGCAAUUUCUAAAUUUGACUGGAGAGGUUGGAUUAGGAAUUGCUGGAUUGCAUUGAUUUUGUGUACUAAGCGUCUUAUUUGAUUAGUGGAUUAAUCAUAUAAGAACAGUUGAAGAAAUUUAUGGAGCUAGCUCACGAGGGACAAGGCAACAACGAAGAAAUGGACAGAGAGACCUCUGCAGAUAUUCCUCUUAGGGAGCGCAAUACAUAUCGUUCACAUUUUGCCGGUAUGGUUAGGCAGAAGGCUUAUAUAUUUGAUGGAUUUGGUAAUUUCUACAAUAAGGAAUGGGAUCUAGCAGAGGGGAGAGGCAAUGAGUUCUGUUGGUACCAUGUGGAGUUUCCAAAAGAAAAUCAUAAACUCACUCAAUCUGCACAAUACCUCAUUGGCGCUCUUUGUCCACCUUUGAAACUCCAAGACAUCCUCUCACUUAUUAGCAAUGGUCCAUUUUGUGGGCAUGUUGAUGGGGCUCUUGUAUUCAGAGUUAAUUCACCAGGUCCUCCAUCUAGUGAGUUUACCUUCAGAAUUGCUGCUAGAAUUACCGAGAAUUCUGUGAUUACUGUGUCAUCUGGACGCGUUCCAAGAUUAGGUUUCUCACGGAUGGGUCAGUCUCUUCUCACUGAGAUUCCUAGCGUGGAGACUCCCUCUUAUCUUAGAGGUCAACAGAAGGAAGGGAGUGGGGUAGUGUUAAAGGAGCAUGUUCUUGAAUUCUUCUUGACAAUGAAUCACUCUGAGGAGGCUGAUAAUCCUGUGCCGAAAUCUGUUUCAAAUCUUUUAGUUCAUAUCAUUGACACACAUGUGGAUCACCUUCAAGAUGUUGUAACCAAACUUGAGAUAGAAUUGGAUUCUGUUGAGCUUGAGUUGGAUAAAGGUAGUUUUGCAUUGAAGAAAGAAAUGUUAGAUGAAAGAAGAUUUCCUAAAAUGCAUCUUAACCUGCAGCGUCUCCUUCAGGUGAUUGCACACGGGGAGCAAGUAUUUCCUCGAGUCAAGGAAAAGUGCACUUCAAAACAAUGGUUUUCCAGUGAAGACAUCAACUCUCUUGAAGAGUUAAUUGGACGGUUAAGGAGGCUAAGAGACAAUGUAGGGUUCAUAGCAAAUCGUGUCACUGCAAUCCAGGCUGGUCUAGACAGUUGGCAGGCUGAGCAGAUUAACAGAAAGCUAUAUUAUCUUUCAUUCCUCUCUAUAAUCUUCCUUCCUCUGUCCAUCAUCACCGGAGUGUUCGGCAUGAAUGUUGGAGGAGUUCCAUGGACCGACCAGAAAAACCCGAAGUUAAAAGAUGGUUUCCGUAAUGUCAUGUUGCUUUGUGUGGCGAUGCUGUUUCUGGUGCUGCUUUGUUUCAUUUUCCCUUUUCUUUAUGCUAGAAUAGCCGAAUGGAGGAGGAAGAGGGCAACAAGGAAAAGCUGGGCACUCAACAGGAAGUCAUUCCUAAAGAGAACCAUUAGAAAUGUUGAUCAAGAAAGAAGGGGUUACCUUCGAAUUUAAGGAAAGGAGACUUUUUGUAUUUCUUUUCUAUAACCAUCCAAUUACUUGGCCGACAAUUUAGAGCAUCUUUGAACGUGUAUCUUUUUACAUAUAUUUUUUCAUUUUGUUUUGGAAUUCCAAAGUUUGAAUUAGAAUUUUUUGAAAUUUCAGGAAGCUUGUAGCAUGUACAGUGUUCCUUAAGCUUUAAUAUUUUCUUUUUCUUUAUUCUUAAAUUCAACAUCAAAGAAUUUGUAUUAUUGAAUCAUAAUUGAGAUGAAUGGUAUUUAACCACUUCAGUGCCA
This is a messenger RNA of Ziziphus jujuba (common jujube), 2383 nucleotides long. RefSeq lists its product as uncharacterized. Gene Ontology annotation, biological process: transmembrane transport; metal ion transport. The transcript has 7 exons. Bases 744 to 2102 code for a protein of 452 amino acids. The record is from RefSeq and is a predicted model, not a curated record. Gene Ontology annotation, molecular function: metal ion transmembrane transporter activity. Gene Ontology annotation, cellular component: membrane. NCBI's taxonomy places the organism in Eukaryota, Viridiplantae, Streptophyta, Magnoliopsida, Rosales, Rhamnaceae.